Molecule: messenger RNA, 3258 nt
Organism: Macaca mulatta (Rhesus monkey)
Lineage: Eukaryota; Metazoa; Chordata; Mammalia; Primates; Cercopithecidae
Gene: BYSL
Product: bystin like
Biological process (GO): rRNA processing
Cellular component (GO): cytoplasm; nucleolus; preribosome, small subunit precursor
Molecular function (GO): snoRNA binding
Source: RefSeq, a predicted model, not a curated record
GAUUCCCGCCCACAGGUUUCUAAAUCCAGACAUUCUCGUUUGGCUGAGCACUCUAGGCCUAGACCCAUGAAGCUAAGAGCGACACUCAAAGACUGCACUGUUGAGAGAAGCUAACGUUAAAGGCUGUGAAUAUAUUGGGGAGUCCAGCUCCGGAACCCGGGAGCUCUUUUAGUGGGAGGGGCGGCGCUGAUGGUGCUUCUGGCCUCCGAAUGCUAGGGGGCGCUGUGAUCGCCGCGUGGCCUCUUGAGAGCCGGGAGUCCACCGCGCAAGCGCAAUCUGGCUUUUUCGCCGUCCCCACGUGCGAACCUCCGCGGCAACGUUUUCGAGAAAAAUGCCCAAGUUGAAGGCGGCCCGUGGGGUCGGGGGUCAGGAAAAACAUGCGCCCCUGGCCGAUCAGAUCCUGGCUGGGAAUGCGGUGCGGGCAGGGGUCCGGGAGAAGCGGCGGGGUCGCAGGACCGGAGAAACGGAGGAAGAGUAUGUGGGACCCCGGCUGAGCCGGCGGAUUUUGCAGCAAGCACGGCAGCAACAGGAGGAGCUCGAGGCCGAGCAUGGGACUGGGGACAAGCCCGCGGCGUCGCGGGAACGCACCACGCGGCUGGGUCCAAGAAUGCCUCAGGAUGGAUCAGAUGACGAGGAUGAGGAGUGGCCCACCCUGGAGAAGGCUGCCACAAUGACAGGGGUGGGCCACCAUGCAGAGGUGGUCGUGGACCCUGAGGAUGAGCGUGCCAUAGAGAUGUUCAUGAACAAGAACCCUCCUGCCAGGCGCACCUUGGCUGACAUCAUCAUGGAGAAGCUGACUGAGAAGCAGACAGAGGUUGAGACAGUCAUGUCAGAGGUGUCGGGCUUCCCUAUGCCCCAGCUGGACCCCCGGGUCCUAGAAGUCUACAGGGGGGUCCGGGAGGUAUUAUCUAAGUACCGCAGUGGAAAACUGCCUAAGGCAUUUAAGAUCAUCCCUGCACUCUCCAACUGGGAACAAAUCCUCUACGUCACAGAGCCUGAGGCCUGGACUGCAGCCGCCAUGUACCAAGCCACCAGGAUUUUUGCCUCUAACCUGAAGGAACGCAUGGCCCAGCGCUUCUACAACCUUGUCCUGCUCCCGCGAGUACGAGAUGACAUUGCUGAAUACAAACGACUCAACUUCCAUCUCUAUAUGGCUCUCAAGAAGGCCCUUUUCAAACCUGGAGCCUGGUUCAAAGGGGUCCUGAUUCCACUGUGCGAGUCUGGCACUUGCACCCUCCGGGAAGCCAUCAUUGUGGGUAGCAUCAUCACCAAGUGCUCCAUCCCUGUGUUGCACUCCAGCGCGGCCAUGCUGAAAAUUGCUGAGAUGGAAUACAGUGGUGCCAACAGCAUCUUCCUGCGACUGCUGCUGGAUAAGAAGUAUGCACUGCCUUACCGGGUGCUGGAUGCCCUAGUCUUCCACUUCCUGGGGUUCCGGACAGAGAAGCGUGAACUGCCUGUGCUCUGGCACCAGUGCCUCCUGACUUUGGUCCAGCGCUACAAGGCCGACUUGGCCACAGACCAGAAAGAGGCCCUCUUAGAACUGCUCCGGCUGCAGCCCCAUCCACAGCUAUCCCCCGAAAUCAGGCGUGAGCUUCAGAGCGCAGUCCCCCGAGAUGUGGAAGAUGUUCCCAUCACCAUGGAGUGAGAAAACAGUCAGUUGUCCUGGCCAAAGGGGUUUGGAAGGACACCAAGACCCCCGUUGGUGACUGAAGAUGACACCAAACCUUAAUGGCUAAAGACCCAGAUCAGGGCAGUGACAGAUCACAGGAACAUCUGUGGCUUCCAGUCCAGGACAGGAAGGACUGAGGGUCUGGCUGGUUCCCUCUUCCAUUCUAGGCCCUUACCCCUGUUCAGUUCUGAGAGCCGACUUAAUACCAUACACUGGCAUUCCCAGUCCCCAGCUGGGGCUUGGUGUGAGUACUUUUUCUAUGGCUAUUGUGUCAGGUCACUGUGGAUAAAGGCAAAGGCAGGUAUUUAUUGAACCUCUGUGUUUGGUGUAGUAAAUGGAGGUGGGCAUUACUCCUGUUAGUAUCUGGAAGAUGGAGGACAUUCUUGUCCCGUUUAUAUAGGAGCCACCUCCCUUGAUCUCCAAGCUUGUUUCUCCAGGCUACACUCACCUUGUUAGCCACCUGGGGACACAUCCUCUGCCUUCUCCCAUGACAGGCUGCAGCAGCCAGGAGCAGGUUGUCCAAAGAUGGUCAUGUGUCAGCUGUGGAUGAAAGGACUACAAGAGAAAACUUGAGGAAAGCAGAGAUACAGUCAAGAAAGGCCAGAGAAUAAGGCUGGGCCCAAGAAGAGUUAGAUCAGAGCUAGCAUCAAACAGGCUCCCUUUCUGGCUUUUCAGCCAAUGAAAGCUUUAGUGACUAGUAAACUACGGCCAAGUGCCCCUUUUUUUGUUGAUUUAUUUUUUGAGACAGAAUCUCGCUCUGUUGCCCAGGCUGGAGUACAGUGGCAUGAUCUUGGCUCACUGCAGCCUCCGCCUCCUGGGUUCGAUAGAUUCUCUUGCCUCAGCCUCCUGAGUAGCUGAGACUACGGGUGCGUGCCACCACGCCUGGCUAAUUUUUAAAUUUUUAGUAGAGAUGGGGUUUCACCAGGUUGGCCAGGCUGGUCUCGAACUCCUGACCUCAGGUGAUCCACCCGCCUCAGCCUCCCAAAGUGCUGGGAUGACAGGCGUGAGCCACCACACCCAGCCCAAGUGCCUGUUUUUGUGUGGCCCAUGAGCUAAGAAUGAUUUUUCCAUUUUUAAAUGGGGAAAAAAAUUAACAGUAUUUUGUGAUAGGUAGAAAUUACAUGAAAUUCCAGUUUCAGCAUCCAUAAUUUUGUUGGAACAGCCAUGCUCACCCAUUUACAUGUUUCAUGUGGCUGCUUUUGUGCUACAACAGCAGAGUUAAGUAUAAUCCUGCUAUAACCCUUAUUUGCUUCCAAAAUUGUGCAUUUGUUCCAACCCAUUUAAUAUAUUUGGGAACAGUUUGAUCAUAACGCAGGCUUAAUGUUUGCUUGUGUAUGAUUUCAUCCUCGAGAAACAUUAGGUGAAUAUGGGAAACUGUACCCAGCUGAACCAAGCCUAACUAGUACACAAAACUCACUUGAACAUGUACCAGCUACCUCACUUAGCUGCCCACCUGUGUUGAGCAACCCUUCCAACAUCCACUUCCAAAAGCAAAGUGCAUGUCUUCAAGAUAAAAGGCCGUAUUUAUUGUAAUAUUUAUGUAUUUCUCAACCAUUUGACAUGUAAAAACCAAGCUAUCCUUUUUUUAA